ACUUGAAAGUCGCACCCUUUAAGGAUCAUUCCCGAAAUACCAUUUAGUUUUGUCCAAAACAAUCUCAAAUCAUUAUCUGAACAAAUUUCUCUGCGUUAGGGCUUAUUCAAUAACCAGUUAUCGAUCCAUCAAUUGACAGAUAAAAAAUGGUAGAACUAAAGUUUCUUGGAAUGGACUUUGGUUGUGCACUUGGAUCCCUUAGCAAAGGUGAAUUCCCAGAAAAAGAUUGUUUGCUUCCUUUAAUAUCCAAGCUAUUGGGAUAUGCCAUUGUUGCUGCCUCCACUACUGUUAAACUUCCUCAGAUACUUAAAAUUUUGCAACACAAAAGUGUUAGAGGGCUUAGCGUUGUGGCCUUUGAACUUGAACUAAUUGGUUAUACCAUUGCUUUGGCAUAUUGUCUUCACAAAGGGCUUCCAUUUUCAGCUUUUGGCGAGUAUGCUUUUCUUUUGAUCCAAGCUAUAAUUUUGGUUGCAAUUAUCUACUAUUUUUCUCAACCUUUGGGAAUGAAGACAUGGGUGAAACCAUUACUAUAUUGUGCUGUUGCACCGACUGUUUUGGCAGGUCAAAUUGAUCCCGUUCUUUUCGAGGCUCUAUAUGCUUCCCAACAUGCAAUCUUUCUUUUUGCAAGGAUUCCACAGAUAUGGAAGAACUUUAAGAACAAAAGUACUGGCGAGCUGAGCUUUUUGACCUUUUUUAUGAACUUUGCCGGUUCCAUGGUUAGAGUUUUUACCAGUCUCCAGGAAAAAGCUCCCAUGAGUGUUGCCUUGGGGUCUGCGCUUGGUGUACUGAUGAAUGGUACCAUCUUAAGUCAAAUUAUCAUAUAUCAAAAGCCGACGCCUCAGAAAGAGAAAAAGAGAGAUUAGAAGUUUCAGCACAACAUGCCGGAAUGGAUAUGGUAGCUUGUUUCAUUAUGCACCUUGGAGCUCACCGUCAAGAUUGUCAAGCAUGAAGAACAUGGAUAAUCCAAGCAUGUAAUACCCUGAAAAUCUGUCAUAGUUUUGCUUAUUUCAAAUAUUGGAUUGAUCGAUCAGUUGCAGGAUUUUUCAUUCACUUAAACCAUAGUCUCAGUAUGGGAUUUUUUUACAUAAUUAUGCUAACACAUAGGUGUAACAAUUUCUUUUUGUUCCAUUCCUGAUAGUGCUUGCAAGGAAUUUGGUA
Nicotiana tabacum (common tobacco) is the source of this 1158-nucleotide messenger RNA. RefSeq names its product mannose-P-dolichol utilization defect 1 protein homolog 2. NCBI's taxonomy places the organism in Eukaryota, Viridiplantae, Streptophyta, Magnoliopsida, Solanales, Solanaceae. The record is from RefSeq and is a predicted model, not a curated record.